AUGGCCAUUACCAUUGAUGACCUCUGUCGCCUGCAAAAUAUUCAGAAAGUUGAAAGUCCACCAGUGCUCAGGCGCGUUGCCUCAGACACUAAGCUAUCCCCACCCCCCUUAGUACCACGAUUUUUCUGUGACAUUGCCAUCUCAUCGCCCGAAACACCAAAACCACAAGUAUUGCAGGCCAACCUAUGGUUCAUACAGCACAGAGCUGCCUUAACCAAGGCAUUUCCGCAUCACACGCAGCAGCAACAGGUUACGCUGGUUCCAUCCGCACCUCCCAUCAUGGCAACCAGCGCUUCCGCAGUAGUCCCCCAACCAAGUUUUCAUGGUGACUAUGAAAAGGAGGAAGAACCUACCGAUUGGAUAAGAAAGUAUCAACUAUUGUUGCCGCCUUCAUACUCAGAUGCAGAUAAGAUCGCCUGGUUUGAACUGCAGUGCACAGCAGUGAGCCCGGCAGAAGAAUGGUUCAUGAGCUUACAAGCAACGGACAAGGCAACUUGGGUAACAUUUUUAGCAGCAUUCAAGAUACAAUGGCCUCCACCAGUCCAUGUGAAACUUACGGUCGCCCAGAAGAAGGAACGUCUCAAGUCUGUCAUACUGAAGGAGGAGGACAUUGGAGUCAUGAUUGAGAAGGACAGAGGGCGGGACUGGGGCCACGUAAAGUGGGCCAAGUAG
Messenger RNA from Suillus paluster, 672 nucleotides. RefSeq lists its product as uncharacterized. The transcript has a single exon. NCBI's taxonomy places the organism in Eukaryota, Fungi, Basidiomycota, Agaricomycetes, Boletales, Suillaceae. The coding region runs from base 1 to 672 and encodes 223 amino acids. The record is from RefSeq and is a predicted model, not a curated record.